This is a messenger RNA of Wyeomyia smithii (pitcher-plant mosquito), 1344 nucleotides long. RefSeq lists its product as uncharacterized. The record is from RefSeq and is a predicted model, not a curated record. Lineage: Eukaryota; Metazoa; Arthropoda; Insecta; Diptera; Culicidae. Bases 672 to 1064 code for a protein of 130 amino acids. The transcript has 5 exons.
AGGUUUAAAAAAGACAAACGCUCAAUCCUAUUUUAAUCCAUUCUUUGGCAUAAGUGUUCGUAACCUGUAUACAUUACUGGUUCUUGAAAUUUUGUUUCCUUCGUUGGUUUACUCAUACUUUUUUCAAUUCUACACUGUGUGAUACUAAUGUGUUCUGGAGAACUAUAAUCAAGUGGUGAUCAUACGUCAAAAUAGUGAAAGUAGCUGUCCAAAAAACACUAACACAACACACACGGCUACGAUGAAAAAAAUGGUGUGAAUUAAUGUAAAUUGAGUAAUUCUUGCUGAAGCGGCCUGGUUCCAGCGAAAAUUGCUCGAAUAGAAUAGCAGGUAGUCAAAAAAAAAAAAAAAAAGACCAUUAACAUAAAAAAACCAAACAAAAGAAGUUUCCAUAUUGAAAAGCAGUUCACCAUUUUACAUCAGCUGCAGUACUGAAAGUAAUUUUUGGAUAGUUAUCAACUAGAAUAGAUAAAAGCGACGACGCUUAAACUACAAAAAAGUUUUAUGCAGAACUCCCCGCGUGAAAUUUGGAACAGUUUGAUACAUCCCCAUUCUGCCAUUUGCUACACGCCAAAUUUCGCUGGUGCCCAGUGCCGUAAAUAGAGGAGCUACGAACAAAACGAAAACACCUGUAUGUGAAUAAAAUAAAUAAUACAAUAUAAUAAUACAGAAUGCCGUGGUAUCUCGAAGAAGAUGAUGAGGAUUAUCUGUUGUAUUCUCCGGCUUUACUAGCGCGAAGAGCUUCCGAGAGCUGGAUAGAUACUCCACCCGUAGAGUCAAUUCCAGUUAACACAGCACUGCAGCGAAAAAAAUCUUUACCAGAUGUCCAACAGCUACCAUUCGCUACGAAUACUAUGAGUAGAGAAGAAGUCUCAAUGCUUGGUUCUGCACGGAGAGAGGAAGUGAGGCGGCAAAUAGAUGAAUCAGAACGCUUGAAGGCUAACCCGUUGUUAUACCUAGUCAGUCCAAAAGUGAAGGAUUGGUUUUCACGCCAGCAACUUGUGAUGUUGGUGUUAAUCAUUAAUAUAGCGUUAGCCAUUAUGUUCUUCAAAAUGCUCACAUAGCGCAUCCUGAGCUCAUGUUUGCAUUUCAGUACGAUACUGGAUGAAACAUUCGUGUUAAAAAAGCUGGUGUAAAGGAUGAUAUUUAAGCGAACAUUAUGAGAUAACUUAUUUUUCGCUGCUGGGCGUUUUUAAUUCUGGAAUAUGAAACACACACACUUCAAUAAGCUGAUAAUGUAACACCACGAACGAAUUUCCAGCGGACUGUACGAGAAAGUCACAUCAUAAAAUUGGUAGUCUUAAAAAUGCGAAUACACACACAUACAUAUAUAUAUAUAUAUAU